UGGAAUAUAUAACUUCGGAGCUGCGCACUCGAUAUAUCAUGUUACGAUCAAUUGAGGAAUGCAUUUAACUUGUAAUUCGUAUACUAUAAAGACGUGAAAGCACGCAGAGUCACCCUAAGGAAGAUGUCAGCACAAAAUCCACGUCACAAUGAGAGCACACGCCUUCCAGUCCAAUCAAGAAGCACGUCCAGCCUCCGGGAAUCUUUGAUGAAAAUUGCGAGGAUCCUUCCAUUAGCGUACGGUUAUAUGUGGACCGCUGCCCUGGUGAACCUGUCCCCGCCAUUUUAUCCUGCCCUGGUGUCCGACGCCGUUCAUCUCCAUCUAUUCAUGGGGCUCGUCAGUCACCAACUUCUCACUGCAACUGCUCGGGGUCUGGCAACCUGGGAAAGCGGCUUUGUUUUUUCUGCGAUGAAAAUUGGAAUGUUCAUGGGAUCUGUUUCUAUGAAUAAAAUGAUAAGCUGUUUUUCGCCGACUAGAACCUACCUCAUUGGCCAAUGCCUUACGCUGCUCUAUUGUGGGCUUUUCGGGACACUUAAUUGGAUACCGGCGAAGGUGUUUUUCUGGUUGUCAAUACUAGCAAUGCUAAUUGGAGGAUUCUCGAUGAUCAUCCAGAACAUAACAAUGUAUGCAGCUGCAACAUUAUUAUACUCAACAAAGAAAGGAAAUUUCAUCGCGAUAAUGGAAGCCAUUUUCGGUGUCGGGCUCAUGGUAGGUCCAAUCGUAGGAGGCGCUCUGAUUGGCCUGUGGGCUUUUCCACUGCCGUUUUUUGUAGUCGGCAUUCUCCAAAUUCUGCCCUUUCCAUUCAUUGCACGGAAUGGAGUGACUCCGAAAGAACGGCUCGCAGUUCCCCCAACAGCUCAUGACGCUCAAGCUCCUAAACAAAAUUUGGAAUUGAGACGGCUGCUUUUGAAUCCAAUAUUCCUGGCAAACAUGGUGACGCUAAUGCUGGCUUGGGUAAUCAUCGGAUUCAACGACCCAACCUUAGCACCGCAUACCGAACAGUUUAACCUCAACAGCAUGGAGCUUGGGGCUGUCUUUAUGGUCCCAGCCAUCAGCUAUGCGAUCGGAUCACUAACAGCGGGACUCUUUUGCCAUUUGGAGAUGGAAACGUUUUUUGCUUUCUGUGGUCAACUGAUGACUGUAAUUGCCUAUCUAAUAAUUGGACCAGCACCUUUUUUUGACACGGAGCCGAGCCUGUUUUCAGUGUGCGCCUCAAUUGUGCUCAUAGGACUUGGCACGGCGGGACAAUUCAUCUGUUCAUUUUCCAACGUCCUUAAGUAUACAAUGGAGCAAGGAUAUAGUGACGAUGUUCAAACAACUGGAUUUGUUUCGUCAACAGUUUUCGGAUUUCUCGUCAUUGGGGGCCUGAUAUCGCCGCCUGUAGGUGGAUACAUGGUGGACACCUUCGGCUACAGGAAAGGCUCCAUGUUCAUGUUCGCACUUUUGUUGGCAUGGACUCCUGUGACAUUUUUCCUGUGGUGGCGGUCGAUAUGUCAAGCAAAGAAAAAAAUCACAAUCACAAUGGUUAGCACACGAAGGUAGUUUGCUUCUCACCUAACCAUAUAUCUAUACAUAUGGUGAUACAAGAAGCGUCUUCAUUAAGAGGUUGGAAAAGAGACAAGGAGCCCAAACAUCUGCUAUGAGCUGUACAUAAUCAAGAAACAUCAUCUGUGCAUAAAAAAUUUAAUUUUAUUAAAAAGCUUGAAGAGCGUUUCGGAACUG
Ixodes scapularis (black-legged tick) is the source of this 1722-nucleotide messenger RNA. RefSeq names its product MFS-type transporter SLC18B1. Gene Ontology annotation, biological process: transmembrane transport. Bases 124 to 1542 code for a protein of 472 amino acids. NCBI's taxonomy places the organism in Eukaryota, Metazoa, Arthropoda, Arachnida, Ixodida, Ixodidae. Gene Ontology annotation, molecular function: transmembrane transporter activity. The transcript has 15 exons. The record is from RefSeq and is a predicted model, not a curated record.